Aspergillus tubingensis is the source of this 306-nucleotide messenger RNA. RefSeq lists its product as uncharacterized. Bases 1 to 306 code for a protein of 101 amino acids. NCBI's taxonomy places the organism in Eukaryota, Fungi, Ascomycota, Eurotiomycetes, Eurotiales, Aspergillaceae. The transcript is spliced from 2 exons. The record is from RefSeq and is a predicted model, not a curated record.
AUGGGAGGCCUCGGCCCUCGACUGGGAGGAGAGAGUGACCCUCCUUCAACACCUUCAGCAGGGAAGCGGGCGCGCCUCCCUGGGCGGCGGUGGCCAAUCAGUCUGGAUCUCGCCGGGGGCUCCAGCGGUCGAGGCCCUCGAAUAGAAGCGGGGAGUAGGACGCGGGAUAACUCUUCCAGACCCUCGACCGCCAUCCAUUCAUCCACCCAUCCAUCCAUCCCAUCCCAUCCCAUCUUUCGCUCUGCUGCUGCUGCUGCUGUUGCUGCUGCUGCUAAUUUUGGCUGGAGCUUUGACACCUGGAGCUAG